GAACCUGUCAGAACCUGCUGGAUUUCACCCCUGGCUCCUGGCCAAAAUGCCAAGAACCAGGAACAAAGGAUUAAGAAACCCUUAUACAUUUUCACUAAAAGAAAAGGCGGGACAAGGCGAUAUAAUUGGGGAUGUGUGUUGAUGAAUGGGCCAAUCCACUACUUUCUGGUUGUUUGAAUAUAUUCUCUUUUCUAUAAGAGAAUCGCAAAAUGGAACUCAUUUGUUCAUCUUCUUUAGAGACAACGUUAUUUCUUUGGCUAAGAGGACUUUAGGACAGAGAAAGAAUGGCAAGCCGUCCUUUAGCAAGUGGGGGAACUGUAAAAGGCCCUUCCGGUGCUCAGUCUGGAAUCCACGGGGAGAUCUGGGCAAGAACUGGGCAGAAGAUGCUGGAAGAAGGAACCAUCGUUUCACAAGUUCACGCCUGGAACUUCAGGAGCGUCCAAUAUCGGGAGGAUGAGGGUCCCCGAGGACUUUGCAGCCGACUGCACUACUUUUGUAGUCGAUGGCUGAAACCAGAAAAGUACACAAAAGUGCAGAUGCUGGACCUGGUGGUUCUGGAGCAGUUCCUGGCGCUUCUGCCCCUGCAGAUGGAGAGCUGGGUGCGGGAGUGUGGAGCAGAGACCAGCUCCCAGGCGGUGGCACUGGUGGAAGGCUUCCGCCUGAGCCAGGCGGAGGAGGAAAAGGAGCAGGUUGAGUUGCAGCCCUUAGCAAUGGAGAUCAGAGAUCCUGAGAGAAAGAGGCAUCCGUCAAAUCUCCCUGAAGAACUGUCUUUCAGGGGGAUCCCUCCGGGAGAUCCAAUUCAGGACACCUCAGGAGGGAAGAAUAGAAGGAAGUUGACUCUUCGUUUUGGGGGAGCAGAAACCAGGAUUGAACCUCCAACUCAGGAGAGUCUUGUGUCCUUUGAGGAGGUGGCUGUGUUUUUCUCCGAGGAGGAAUGGUCUCAGCUGGAUCCUCACCAAAGAGCUCUGCAUUGGGAAGUCAUGCUGGAGAAUUAUAAGAACGUGGUCUCUCUUGGUGAGAAUGACAAUAAUGACUCUGGAGAACCAAUCGAAGUCUUUAGACAAGGAGACGUAAUGAAGAAACCUGCAAUUCAAACAGAAUUCCAAAGGCAGGAGAGAAACCUGUCAACUAACUGGAAUAAGGAAAGCUCACCUUCGAUUGUUGCUCAGAUGCAGGACUUUAUUGAUGAACGAGGAAAACUAAAGAAGAAAUAUAUUGGGAAAGGUGUAAGACUCUACGAAGACACAUUAGAUGUAAAUGGACCGUGUCCAUCUCAAGCCAAAGGACCAGCCAAUAUAUGCAAAGACGAAGGAAAAAAUUACAGUUGGAUAUUCCCACUUUCUCAAGAAAAUGGGUCUCUUGAAUCACAGAAAAAUUUCCACAUUGGAGAGAAGUCAAAUAUAAGUAAUGAACAUGGAAACAAAAUUGUUAAUAAAAGGACAUGCAUGAGGGAGAAGCCAUAUAAAUGCAUGGAGUGUGGAAAGGACUUUAGCCAAAAGAAUAUCCUUAUUACCCAUCAAAGGAUCCACACGGGGGAGAAGCCAUAUAAAUGCAUGGAAUGUGGAAAGGACUUCAGAAGAAACAGUCAUCUUAAAUGCCAUCAAAGGCUCCACACAGGGGAGAAGCCAUAUAAAUGCAUGGAGUGUGGAAAGGGCUUCAAUGCAAGCAGUUACCUUACAACCCAUCUAAGGCUCCACACAGGGGAGAAGCCCUUUAAAUGCAUGGAGUGUGGAAAGGACUUCAGAAUAAGCGGUAAUCUUAUAUGCCAUCAAAGGAUCCAUACAGGGGAGAAGCGUUAUAAAUGCAUGGAAUGUGGAAUGGGCUUCAAUACAUCCUAUGGUCUUAUUUCCCAUAACAGAAUUCAUAGACUGGAGAAUCCCCAAAGCAAAGAUACAUUUGGGUGAGAAUGUAUGCUAACUAUUGAUUUAAUGGGUUCUAUGUAUGGAUUUCCAGUUUACAGACUGAACUCUGAAAAGGGUUUUUGAAUGUAUCUGUAUAUAUAGUAUAUAGCAGUGUCAAAUUGGUGGCUCACGGGCUGGUUGCAUCACAUGCAGGAGACGCCCAUCCCCCAGCUCCGCGAAUAGGGAAUGCAAUGCAUCACAUAAUGGCAUAGUCACACGAGGAGUUUGAAACCCGUGGUGAAUACUUUCAUUUUGUUUUAUUGUUUAGAAAUGAGCUUCCUGUUCCCCAACUGCCAUCAUUCCCCCAGUUAGUCAUAACUCUCAGAGGGAUGCGAAGACGUCUAACAGAUGCUGUUUCUCUAAGCCCAAAAGGAAAAUAUCAAAAAAAUAAUCAAAUUGCACCCAUGGUGUAGAACUGGGAUCCCCAAAAGUAAUUAAAUUUGCAUCCUCGGUGUAGAACUGAGACCUGAGUCAGCCGGUAUCUAUGCAGAAACAUUGAACAUUAUACAGUCAAAGGCCUCAUGAUAUGAGGGAAUUGUCACAUGGAGAUCAAUGAACAGCUUGUGGGAAGAACUGAAAGGAUGAAAAUUCCUCUCUCACAAAAGGAGCCAGAAGCGCCCCAAGUGCUUGUGCAAUUUUCUUUUCAAGCAUUAUGGCCAUAUUUUGCUCUUCUGUAGUAUGGUGAGGGCUACUAAGUCCACAUUUGGAUUAAAUAAAAUAAAUAUCAAUGGUGUGGUUUCGUUCUAGUCAUGUGUUAUACUCAUCUAUUAAACUCUUAGUUGCUUUAAAAAUGUAUAACACAUGUUGGUGUGAAGCUCAAUUGCCAGUAAUAGUUCUGGAUCAAGCUGAACAAUAAAGAGAACGAAAAGA
This is a messenger RNA of Pantherophis guttatus, 2771 nucleotides long. NCBI's taxonomy places the organism in Eukaryota, Metazoa, Chordata, Lepidosauria, Squamata, Colubridae. The record is from RefSeq and is a predicted model, not a curated record.